This is a messenger RNA of Acanthaster planci (crown-of-thorns starfish), 3256 nucleotides long. RefSeq names its product F-box/LRR-repeat protein 5-like. Gene Ontology annotation, molecular function: protein binding. Gene Ontology annotation, biological process: intracellular iron ion homeostasis. Lineage: Eukaryota; Metazoa; Echinodermata; Asteroidea; Valvatida; Acanthasteridae. Gene Ontology annotation, cellular component: cytoplasm. The record is from RefSeq and is a predicted model, not a curated record.
UAUGCGGCGAUGACUAGACUUGACGUGACGAACGCCAUGAUUUGAUGCGCUGAAUAUUAUGAAGUGCGCUUCUUGUUGUUGGAAGUUUUGAUUAUCUUACAAAAUGGCUCCCGCCCCGAAGGAAGUGGACGUUUUUUCCGGGCCACACAGUCGUAUGAAAGAGUUGGUCCGCAUUUAUUCGGACAAGUUGACCGCGACUGACUUUUCAAACUAUGCCGAGCUGCGGGGGUUGCUGUGGAGUCUCCGAGCCACAUUCAGGGAAUUCAAAACUCACGAACACAUUGAGAAUGAAUGCAUCAUGCAGAAACUCCGACACCGGCUGGACUAUCUCAAGAUUGAAAACCAAGCCGUGUACAAGAUCCACUCUGACAAUCGUCUGAGCGAGAUGCAGGGCCUGCUGGAGGAAGGCUGCAAGAAGACAGAGCACUGCCACUCCCCCAGCGAGAUGAUCACCAUUGGCAGCAAGAUCCGAGACGCGCUGGAGGUCUUCACCAAGGACUUCCUGCCCCACAUGCAGGAGGAAGAGGAGUGUUUCCAGCCCUUGCUCAUGAAAUACUUCACUUACGAGGAGCUGAAACGCAUCCGCUAUGACGUGAUCGAGAGGCACACCCUCCACACCAAGUACCGUUCUGAGAACGACAAGGAAUUGGCCCCUGAAGAGUCAUACGAGAAAGUGGAUGAUGUCAAAGAUGAUAUUUCCAACACAUCCCAAGACAAGACAGCAGGCCUACCAUCCGAAGUCUUGGUGCACAUCUUCUCCUACCUGAGCCCCAAGGACCUAUGCCGCUGCGCACAGGUCAACAGCCAGUGGAACCAGCUUGCCAUGGACGGCAUGCUAUGGAAGAGUCUCCAUCCUGUUAGAUGGGCACAAGGUGACUGGCGUUUCGUCAUUGAUGACUUCCAUCAGGACAUCGAAGACCUUGGCUCAGACGAUGGUGAGGGGAAUUACAUCACGGUGGACGAAGACGCUGAUUUUAAUGAGUCAGAGUCCUCGGCAGACAGUGACGAAAAGGACAGCCACGAGGUCAGCCAGUCGGCAUUGCGCAUCCGUCGCGAAGCCAAGAUGCUGGAUGGCAUUGCCAAGCACCUGAUUCCGGUAGUCGGACACGGAGUGGAGACACUGAUGUUGUCACAGAGCAAAGGACUUAACAAUGCCAUGGUCUACAGAUUGCUGUCUAACGCUCCGAACCUGAAACAGCUCGAUUUGUCGCUCACCAAAAUCUCCGAUAUCGCAUUCAAAAGGUUUGGUAAGAAUGGCUCUGGUAGACGUCUGAAACACCUGAACCUCUCUGGGUGCACCAGCAUCACCGACGCCACCCUCAAGCGGCUUUCUCUUGCCAUCUCGCCCCCUCUGGGAAAGGAGGAACCGAACGGAGAUACUUCCAGUCAUCAACUAUCCUGUUCCCUCGGCGCAUGUGGAAAAUACUGCUCUGAAGUCAUCUCCAUCGAUGAGCUGUCAACUGACAAAAACGGCCGGCCGAAAUCGCAGUGUGCCGAAAAGACAGUGAGCUCUGACUCCUACGAAGUGCAUCUGAACCACUCCAGUCAAGGCACCAGACUGGGAGCCAGAUUAGGCAGCACGGGACAACAUUCAAAGUGCAAGGAGAUGUCAGAAGCCUUCCUCGGCAAGUUAAACAGAGAGAACAACAUCUGUCAAAGUUUCCAGGCUGAUGACUCUCCCUACAGGACUAAAGAUUGUUGUGGCAACUCAAAAGGGUCUGCUGUGACCCACAGGACUUGUUGCACCAACAUAUCAACUAUGGACAGAUCGGAUGGAUUCACAGACCGCCAACUGGCUAACCACACCAGUCAACUGGAAUUUCUCAGCUUGGCUGGUUGUUACAGAAUCACAGAUGAUGGACUAAGGUACCUCGCUGGCAAUGGGGGCCAGCCCCGUCUGAGGUACCUGGAUCUCUCGGGCUGCCUCAGCGUAACCUCAACCGGCCUGAAUCAGUUGGCGGCGGCCUGCACCAGCCUGGACCAUGAGGAGUUCUUCUACUGCGACAACAUCCUGGAGGGGCCGUACGCCGACACCGCCAGCGGCUGUCAGAACUUGCAGUGCAGGCAUCUGGUCUGCUGCCGUAGCGGGGAGUGAUUGCGCGCAGGAAUAGGAAGAAGCUGAUGUUGACUGCAUCGUAAGAUACAAUAAAGGCUGACGCACACACACGAUGGAAGAUUCAUCAGCUCAACAAGAUUUGUUCAAGACGAUAUACAUGAACAUGUAGUUUUUCAGUUUAAACGUUAAAUACAAUGUACCAAAGUGUCCAGUCAGCGACCGCGCUAAAUGUUAUAUCCAUUGUGUUUGCUUUCUCAGUAGGCUAAGUCAUUAAUAGUCAUUAAAGCAGUGAAGCAAUUUACCGUAUCGCUCCUUGAACUCCAAAUUUGAAGAAAUGGAAAAAUCAGGCUAACCUCUUUAAUUAAUGUAGACAUUUUCCAAGUACAAAAUACAAGAUGUGUUAUAGUGAGUAUCAACAAACAGUGUAUAGACCUCAAUAUCUGUGAUUUAUGUCCUGUCUUCUUUUGCUUCAGACAGAAUAUGUAGAAUUUUCAGAAUUUUGUGUUUGGUGAGAAGUUUCCAUAGAAACAGUGCACUUGCUUUUUGCAUUUAUUGCAUACAGAAAUAAAUGCAGUUAUAGAAAAGAAAUAAGGACGAAAAAUUGGGGGCCUGAGAGAUAGAGGGGGAGUGCAAAGUGUUUCCCAUGUUUUGAAUAGACAGCCCCAAACUUGAAAAAAAAACAGCUCUUGUUGUGGUGAGAAGAGCGGCAGUCCUGAACUUGGGACAGUGGCAUGCAGUGAGCCAGUUUAGCCAGAGAUUGUAUUUUUGCAUCGUCUAAAGUUAUUGUUAUAAUGUACAGAAUUUGGGAUUCUUAUUACAGUUAGCAAGGGCGUCUGGGAGGUAUAGCUCACUUCCAGUCGAGUGAUUUCCCCGCUGUGUUCAACACAAAUAAUCUGGUUGCCAAGCACCCUGCAGCAACAGACUUUAUUAGUGGCCCCUUGAGAUUACGCCACGCACUCACAAGUCAUGGUUGAUUUGAAUUCCUCAUUAAGUCAAUGACUUGUAAUCAUUGCAUAGUAUAACAAAGAUCGUGUUGUGCUGGGGUGUAGGAAGGAACCCCUCUUAUUUUCAUGAUAUUUCGUUACAACAUGCAGUGUUUUGUUAAGUUGUGUUAAUUGAUAGAAGCCGUGAACACCUGUAUCUUCAAUUGAAAGACGAAAAGUUUAAAUAUACUGUAACAGAGUGUCUGAAUCUGUUUGA